Penicillium cinerascens is the source of this 1389-nucleotide messenger RNA. RefSeq lists its product as uncharacterized. Bases 1 to 1389 code for a protein of 462 amino acids. NCBI's taxonomy places the organism in Eukaryota, Fungi, Ascomycota, Eurotiomycetes, Eurotiales, Aspergillaceae. The record is from RefSeq and is a predicted model, not a curated record. The transcript is spliced from 3 exons. Gene Ontology annotation, molecular function: acyltransferase activity, transferring groups other than amino-acyl groups.
AUGGCAUCUGCAACACAAGACGAUGCCUACAUUUUAGGCGUUGGAAUAGCGGCAUUCCUGAAGCCCCGCGGGGAACGAAUGUAUACGGAGCUCGCAUUUGAAGCCGGCGUUAAGGCAAUGUUAGAUGCUCAUAUCACAUAUGACGAUGUUGAGGUUGGAAUAGCAUGCUAUGCAUCAGGUCCAACCUGCAGUGGUCAACGUGCGUUCUAUCAAUUCGGCAUGACCAGCAUCCCCAUUUAUAAUGUCAAUAAUGCCUGUGCGACGGGGUCAACAGGGUUGCACCUUGCUCGAGCUUUCGUGAGAUCGGGGAUCCAUGACUGUGCUCUAGUGAUAGGAUUUGAGCAAAUGCAGCCGGGCCCCCUCGUCAGUAGCGUUACGGACAGACCGACUCCGUUUGAUUUAAGUAUGAGGUUGAUGGAAGCCACCCAAGGGAAGAACAAGACUCCCAAGAAUCCACAGAUGUUCGGCAAUGCUGGGCGGGAAUACAUGGAAAAGUAUGGCGCGAAAGCCGAAGACUUUGCGGAAAUUGCACGGAUUUCACACGAGCACUCGUCAAGAAAUCCGUACGCUCAAUUUCAGACCGUGUACACUCUCGAAGAGAUCCAAAAGUCGCCAAUGAUCCACUACCCGCUGACAAAGCUACAAUGCUCACCUACGUCCGACGGAGCAGCAGCAGCGAUUGUUGUUUCGCGGAAGUUCCUCGACGCAAGGCCACAUUUAAAGAAUCAUGCCAUUCUUAUUGCCGGUCAAUCUCUCAAGUCUGAUAGCACAGCCCUCUAUUCAGGAAGUGCAAUGGAUCUGGUGGGGUAUGACAUGACGAAGCGAGCUGCGACUGCAGCGUUACGCGAGGCGGGCGUGGUGCCGAGCCAAAUCCGUGUUUGUGAGCUACAUGAUUGCUUCUCUGCAAACGAGCUUAUUUCUUUGGAUGCAAUCGGCUUCUCUGAAGUGGGAAAAGCCCACCAUCUUGUUCGCCAGGGAGACAUAACUUUCGGAGGGAAAGGUCCAAUCGUUAAUCCAUCAGGUGGUCUUAUUUCCAAAGGUCAUCCCCUCGGAGCAACGGGCCUCGCGCAAUGUGCAGAGCUUAUAUGGCAGCUGCGUGGCUGGGCAAACAAUGGCCGUUUGGUCGAAAAGACAGAUGUUGCCUUGCAGCAUAAUAUUGGAUUGGGUGGUGCGGUUGCGGUAACGGUGUACAAACGCGUUGAUGGAAAGAAAAACAGUGAUAGUCCGGUCACUGAGAAGGAGAUUUCAGCGAUGAGUGGCCUUGGCUAUAAUCCGGCCAUUGAGGCCAGGUUCAUCACACCUGAACAAGCCCAUUCAGUGCGGAGUAAAAUAGCUUCGUCUGAUUAUGCCCUGGACAAUACAGCCAACCUUAUUGCAUCAAGGCUAUGA